Parastagonospora nodorum SN15 is the source of this 360-nucleotide messenger RNA. RefSeq lists its product as hypothetical. The transcript is spliced from 2 exons. NCBI's taxonomy places the organism in Eukaryota, Fungi, Ascomycota, Dothideomycetes, Pleosporales, Phaeosphaeriaceae. Bases 1 to 360 code for a protein of 119 amino acids. The record is from RefSeq and is a predicted model, not a curated record.
AUGGUGCCGCUUCCAGCCUUGUUUCCGCCUGCUGAUGGAGGACAUCACACUUGGCCUGCGCCCAACUACGUGGAUCCGGAGACGAGAGGAUGGGGCGCGCCUGCGGGCAUUAUCUUCAUGUGCGUUGUUACGAGUUGUGUUGUGGUGGCGAGGUUGUGGGCGAGGUUUGGGAUUAAGAGGACGGCGGGGUGGGAUGAUUGGCUCAUUAUCGCCUCUAUGCCCGGACUCUUAGGAUUGACGAUAUCGACCGUGUUGGCGUUGAGGGUGUAUGGGUUUCAACUGCAUAUUUGGGACCAGACGCCUAGGACGCACAUCACCGUGAGACAGGUAAACAACCCCACAUUUGAAUGCAUCUGCUAG